UGCGUCCUGUUGAGCUUGGGGGCGCGGUGCAUUAUGGGAAAAAAAGUUGUUUGGAAAUCAGUUGCAGGGUUGGUGAAAGAGCAGCGCACUACCUGGACUUUUCUUUAAAUUUAUACGAGGAGCAGACAUUGACCCUUAAUGUCUGGAAGGAAGAUGCCAAACUGUCCUGCUUCUGCCUCCGAGUGUUUCAGCUCCACUCCGGUCAAAACUAACCAGGCAAAAGACUACCACACAUCCAAGGGCUUAGACGACGGCGUCCUAUCCGACGAUGAAGACACCUUUUCUCUGCUGUCUCCCAUUUAUCAUGACAGUUUCGAUAGUGAUGAAGACCUGGAGCACAGCCCUGCUCAGGAGAAUUCACCAAGGCAGAGCGAAAACUCCAUUUCACCAAUCCGAUGUGAAUUACCAAGAACACCUUCAGAGCAGAUGUUGAAGUCAGCAGUGGAGACUGCAUGCUCACCUACUCUCAGUGCUUGGGAAGUAUGGCUGGUAAACAAAGCAAAAAAGGAACGCCUCAAGUCGGAAAAGAAAGCAGAUGAGGAGAAAUUACUAAAGGAAAAACAAGAACAAGAAAGAAGGGAGCAGAAACAAAAAAAGAUGGUAGUGGAAGAGAGAAUCCAUGAGUGGCUAAAGAUGAAAAGAGAACAGGAGAAGAACGAGCAUUGCCUAAAUCAGCGCAAAGAGGAAGAGGAGAUUCAAAGGCAGCAGGAUAAACAACGGGAGAUUGAACAGAAAGCUCAGCAGAAGUACAACGAGUGGCUCCAGAAGAAGAACCACAAGAAAAAGGAAAUGGAGAAGAAUGCAAAAGAGGAAGCUGCCCUGAAGGAGGAGCAGGAGAGAGAGCGCCGCAGGAGGGCAGAGGAGAAGUUUCAGGAAUGGCUGAUAAAAGCCAACAGAAAGGACACAGCAAGCCCCAAAUCACCUUGUUACACAACAGGUCCUUACGACAAAUUCCUCCCUUCACCAGGCUUUUACAAUCCGAUCCCAUGGAAGCCAAUUCAUGUCCCUACUCCUGAAACAUCACUAACAAAGUCAUCUGACAAGAAAAAUUCAAAACAAAGAAAAAGUCAACAAAGCCCCUGUCCCCCUUUUAGACUGAGAAACCCUGUGAGUACAGUACGGCUGCUGCAGGAAAGAUGACCCAGAAGAUGAAUGUCCAAUAGUGUGCAAAGCAGCUUAGAUACAUUAAAUAUGAUUGUAUCAUAUUCAUACCACUAACUACUGAGCUCCUCAAUGACAGAACUCUCUCAGUUUUCAAAUCGAUGUGUUUAAAAGAUAUACUCCCCCACUUAUGAUAUGAUUUGUUAUUUUUUCUGUGGUAUAUUGGAGCGGUUUUGUAACAAGGCACUGGCUCAAACUUGUUUGUACAUAAGCUUGUAUGAAUGAAAUAGCAAAAAUCUGUAGAUAAUUUUACAAAGAUGUAUAUCCGUUCAUCAACGUCUACCAUCAUUUCUGUCAUUGCUGUACAUUAAAAAGCCUGUAGUGUAUUUUUUUCAUCAGUUUGUAUGAAGAUAAAAUGUGACUCAUUU
Molecule: messenger RNA, 1529 nt
Organism: Notolabrus celidotus (New Zealand spotty)
Lineage: Eukaryota; Metazoa; Chordata; Actinopteri; Labriformes; Labridae
Gene: ccdc34
Exons: 7
Coding region: 139-1140 (333 amino acids)
Source: RefSeq, a predicted model, not a curated record